Molecule: messenger RNA, 2443 nt
Organism: Prorocentrum cordatum
Lineage: Eukaryota; Dinophyceae; Prorocentrales; Prorocentraceae
Source: the annotation of a GenBank genome assembly
UCCCGUCUUCUGAUAUUGCUAACACUGCCGCCUGGAGAGCCCCAGUCGUGCAUACGCAGCGAUUCUCAGAAAUCAUGAUUUUUAUUCAUUUGAAACAAGCCAUGGUCAGGGGGGGUGCGACAAGGAGGAGAAGCAGGGGAGGGUCCUCCUGGUGACGUGGCGUCGCUGUGAAAUCGCAACGUGGACAUCCUCUCUGGAGCAGCCCUACUGGUGGUGCAGCGCCACCACCCUUUGGGCGUUCAACCCACACAUGGCAACGAACCUGCAACAAAAAAUUGGCGCGAAAUAGCCAUGCAGACAUCCUUCCGAGCGGAGGAGUCUGCCUCCAAGGGGAUCGCAAGAACAGCGCAGGUAACCUCCCUGUCGUCUGCGCAUAACGCUCGUCCAGAAGUCUGCUUGCAGAUGCCUCAAACAAUCCUCAACCCAGAGAUCAGAGGUCAAAAAGAAAUAGGCUUUCGACAUCUUGCCAAGACUGGCACGGAGGCGCUGCACGAGACUGCAACGUGCGACGGGAAGGCACCGCGCCGAAUCGAACGGAGCGCCGCGAUGCGACCCGCAAGAGCGCGGCUGCUAGUCGGAGGCCAACAGGCAUCUUGGCCGCUGCUGGGGCCGUCCGACGCGCUUGCAACCCAAUCGGCCGUGCCAAACGCGCCACGCUCGGCGCGCACCAGCGUAGAGCAGAUUCCCAGCGGCCGCCACGGCGCCUUCAACGGCGGCCUGCGCGCACUCCGCGCGCCUGGCCUGCCUCAGGACGAGUCCGCGAGAAUGAUCCUCUCCGUCUCCGCGACGGUGUCGGAAUUUCAAAAUAUCCCGCCUCGAAAACACAUGCCCGCGCCCUGCUGCGCCGAUGCGAGACCGCCUGCGGAGCCCCAGCCAAGGGUAAAGCACAAGGAAGCAUGGAGCGACAUUUUUUUUUCUGCUCCGCAAAGCGUGGCGAGGCCCAGGUGCACGAAGCGUGUGCGCACCAUCCCAGCAGCCCAUCGUAUGUCCAGGACUGGGGGAACUGCGCGACGUCGACCGAGGGCGCUUGUGACCCAGCGUGAGCCCGACCCGCGGACGUUUGCAUCGAGCUCAUGAUGAGUAAGAGGGAGGGACGAGGAGAAGGAGGAGGAGCAAAUCAGCUGGCAGCGUGGAUGCCAAAAGCGGCAGUCACGCGCAUCAUCUGCUCGAAAACCCUGGCGCACGCCAGAAAUACAAAUGCACCGGCCGCAAGAGAAAGAGGAGGAGGAGAGAACUGCGGGACGGAGGCUUGGCUGUCGACGCAGCGUCGCAUCGCACAAAUGACUCGCAAGCACAUUGGAAAGGCCAACCGUGCUUUUCGUUGUGUGUCUCGCGAGACGGAAUCUACGACGGCUCCGCCUCCACGAGCUCUGGCCCGUCGCUCGCUGGAAGGAUGCCGUACGUAUUUAGGGUAGGAUGCGAGGAGAAGUAGUGCAUCUUGAUGUGCUUGAUGUUGGUGGCCUUGACCGCCUGGAUGGAGUAGCACGUGCGCACAAAACGCAGCAGGUGCGGGAAGUCGGCGAGCCGCUUGUGGCUCGUCUUGAAGUAGACGACAUACACCGGGUCAAAACGCACAAGAGUCAUGUACAAGCGCAGGUCGAUCCACCGGAAUUCGGAGCCUGUCAAGAAAGCCGUCCCACUUUUGGCCAAUAGCGCCUCGAGGCGAUCGAGGGAUGCAAACAACUCCGCGUGCGCCCGGACAUAGGCCUCUUGAGUGCGUGCGAAGCCGCAACGAUAGACGCCGUUGUUGACAGUCGGGUAGAUAUAAGAGUUCAGCUCCUCCGCCGCCGCCGCCUCAGCUUUGUUGAACAGCUUGCGCUCGGGGUGCUUGCACCACUCAUCGAAGGCACUGUCAAGCAUCUGCAGGAUCUCCAUGCUUUCGUUGGAAACGAUGGUGUCCUCCUUCUUGCACCAGAGAACAGGGGUGCUGUACUUGCCCGUCUGAUCGUUCGCACGCUCGUACAGCUCGCGGAUGGUUUUGCAGCCAUUGACAGUGUCGGGGAUGCACGCGUCAUCGCAUUCGAACGAACCGUGGCCGAGCUCGUUGGUCACUGGCGCGUCACCGGGAGCUCUGAAGUGCCAGCCAGUGUGUAGAUCUUCCGGAUCGUCACAGCGGGUGCGGCGCCAAGUCGGAUGGACCACGGAGACGCUGAUGAUGUCCUCGAGGCCCUUGAACUUGAGUGCUGUGAGACAACCAUUGGCCCAUGGGCAACCGAGCGCCACGUACAGAUGGUACCGGCUGGCCUCAGGCUCGAAGCGUGAUUCUGGUGCAACUCUAUUGCUGAAGCCAGCAGCCGAUCGCUGGAAAUCGCCCUUGCUGUCAAUCUCAUCAAGUGCUGUGUGUGCCUUGACCAUGGUCACGAUAUCAACCUAUGAAAUACUGUCUGCUGCGGAAGCCAGAGACGGCUUGAGCCAAAAUGGCUUGAGCCAAAAUGGCUACGGA